AGCUGGUGCAUUCGAGGCAUUUUAGGGAAAAAACGGAGUCUCACUGUAUACAUUUUUGUUCUUCCAAGUUUCUCCAGCGAAGCAAAGCAUCGUUUGCAGCGGUAGAAGAAGAAUUGAUGGUGGCUCGCAAUUUGUUCGUCCGUCAUGGCGACACUCAAUUCUCUAUUGAGUGCGACACAGAUUUAGGUUUCGAGGUUCUCCAGUAUCAGAUCUUCUCCGUCACUUCCGUGCCGCCUGAGGAUCAAAAGAUAUUGGUGGAGAAUGGGGGCGUUGCUGUCUCGGAUGAGUCAGACCUUGAAUGGAUUUCGGAAAAUCUUCUUCUGGUAUCCAUUCAAGAUGGAAUGGGGGAGAGUUCACGAGCAACCAACGUUGACAAAUCCGACGAGGAAUUGGCUCGUAUGUUGCAGUUACCUGUUGCGUCUAUCAAGGUCGAGAAAUCAGACGAAGAACUGGCACGUAUGCUGCAGGCAGAAGAGGAGGCACUUAUGUUUCAACAAUAUGCCGUCAAGAGUGAUGGGAGAGAAUUUGAACAGAGAAUCCGUGCAUACGUUCAGCAGGUUCUCAUGUAUGAGGAUCCUGUCCGCCAAGAUGCUGCAAAGAAGACAGUUCCUCUUGACGAGAUUGAGGAGAAGACAUCAGUCGCCCUUGCUAAGGAGGGAAUCUUCAAACCUUCAAAGAAUGAGUUAGAUCAUGCAAUCUUGCUACAAUUGCUUUUCUGGUUCAAACAAUCAUUCAGAUGGGUCAAUUCCCCUUCUUGCGAAAAAUGUGGUGGUGAAACUAUGAACAUUGGCAUGGGCAGUGCCGAGCAGUCUGAGAUAAAAUUUGGCGGUCAUCGUGUUGAGAUUUAUAGAUGCAAAAUGUGCUCCAGUAUCACCCGUUUUCCACGGUACAAUGAUCCACUCAAGCUUCUAGAAACCAGGAGAGGUCGGUGUGGAGAAUGGGCUAAUUGCUUUACACUCUAUUGUCGAGCUUUGGGUUAUGAAGCUCGUCUGGUACAAGAUUUUACGGAUCAUGUAUGGACGGAGUGUUUUUCUCAAUCUUUAGGGAGAUGGAUGCAUCUUGAUCCAUGUGACGGGGUUUAUGAUAAUCCAUUAUUGUAUGAAAAGGGCUGGAACAAGAAGCUGAACUAUACAAUAGCUAUUGCUAAAGAUGGAGUUUAUGAUGUUACAAAAAGAUACACAAGAAAGUGGCAUGAGGUCUUAUCAAGACGGAGCCUUGCGACAGAAACCAAUGUUGCUGCAAUUCUUUCCUUGAUAAGAAAAGAAUGUCGAAAUGGAUAUUCAGUUGAAUUACUCAUAAUGCUUGAAGAUCGUGAUAAGAAAGAAGCAGAGGAACUUGAGAGAGAGGUUUAUUGUCAAUUGGAUGCCUCCAUUUCAUUACCUGGAAGGCAAAGUGGUGCUAUAGAAUGGCGAAGAGAAAGACUCGAGUGUGGUUCUAGUGACAGCAACUCAUUAAACAGUUCUUGCCCAAAACGAUUAUGUGUAGAUGUUCAUGUCACAGAAAUUUGCACUGCCAUGACUAAGUUGUGCUCACAAAUGCUUACUGAAAAUUUUUCAUUAGCCAACUUUGUUGGAGUUUUAGAGACAAUUGAAAGAAUGAUGAAAGAUCUUAAGAGUAAAUCCUUCAGGAAUCGAAAAUCUUUCAUGGAGCUCAAGGGAUCUCAGAUCUCUAAUGAAAUGAUUCUCUGCAUUGAAAGUUUGCUGUUGGCCACUUCCUUGAAGCUAGAGAUAGGGGUUGAUGAUGGAAAGUUUUAUGUGUCUUUAUCUGCUGAUCCUGUUCAAACUUCUAUUGCUUUGCCAGUGAUAUUGGACGUGAUUAAUGAAAUAAUUGAUAAUAUCAAAGGAAAGAAUGCUCUUCCCAAAGUUUUGCAAUUUCCUAAACCUAAUAGAUUAUGUUCUGGUUCAGUUCUUGCAAGUGGUGAAGAACUUCCUUCAGGGAUUGCUGCCUCAGCAUUUGAUGGUACUUUUUCAACUAAAUGGGAAGAACCAAAUGGAGCAAAAGGAUGUUGGCUCAUUUAUGAAGUUCCCGGUGAGCAAAUGUGCGAGCUUCAGUCAUAUGAUUUUGUAUCGGCUAAUGAUGCUCCAGAAAGAGAUCCAAUGGAUUGGAUUUUAGAGGCAAAGCAAGUUGGAGGUUCUACAUGGAUUCCCUUGGAUGAACAGAAGUCUCAAAUAUUUGAUAGACGUUUCCAACGGAAAGCUUUUACAGUAAAAAUGAAAUUCAAGUCUAAUUUAUUUAGAUUUAACUUCCUAGCCGUUAAAGAUGGUAAGGCAAAUGGGAGAUUUCAGAUAGGAGGUAUUAACCUGUAUGCGUAUUGACCUGUAUACUUUAAAGGAUUGUUUCUAUCUUAUAAUGUUUAACGUAUUGAUAAAUUGAGUUGAUGAAGUUCAUAUGUAUGCUCUAGCAAUGCUGGACGAUGAGCUAAAUAAACAAUGAUAAUGUCCAUCAAAUAGAAUUAUGAUGACGAUUGAACUGUAUUUUUUCUUCUCA
This is a messenger RNA of Zingiber officinale, 2487 nucleotides long. Its product is annotated as peptide-N(4)-(N-acetyl-beta-glucosaminyl)asparagine amidase-like. The transcript has 18 exons. Gene Ontology annotation, cellular component: cytosol; nucleus. Gene Ontology annotation, molecular function: peptide-N4-(N-acetyl-beta-glucosaminyl)asparagine amidase activity. Gene Ontology annotation, biological process: protein quality control for misfolded or incompletely synthesized proteins; protein deglycosylation; glycoprotein catabolic process. The record is from RefSeq and is a predicted model, not a curated record. The coding region runs from base 117 to 2315 and encodes 732 amino acids. Lineage: Eukaryota; Viridiplantae; Streptophyta; Magnoliopsida; Zingiberales; Zingiberaceae.